ACCUUUUCCCUUGGCAACCACUUCCUCCGAGCAUCAACGGCCAUCUUUAAUUUUAACUCAUUCAUGAAAAGUUGUUUCGUUCAUUUACUCACGCCGACCGACACAUUUGCACUCAAAGCAGCGUCACUGGCGCUGUGUGCAUGUUGUUUCCAGCUAUAAGCACAAAGCAGAGCCGAGCGGCACCGCAGCAGGCUGUCCACCGAGAUUAAGUAAACACCGAAAGCAAUGAGAAAGAAGCAGACUGCCAAACAGAGGAAGACUGAGGAGACUACAGUUGUCCAGGAGUUUGUGGUUGAAAAAAUAAUUCGUCGCAGAAUCUUGAAUGGAAGAGUGGAGUACUUCCUGAAGUGGAAAGGCUUCACUGAUGCAGAAAACACAUGGGAGCCCGAGGACAACCUCGACUGUCCUGAACUCAUUGAGGAGUUCCUGAGAAACGCCCACUUUUCAGAAGAGAAUGAAGACGAGCAACCCGAACAAGAGUUUGUUCCCAAAGAGGAAAUGGCAGAGGAGGAGACAGAAAUUUCCUGCAUGCAGUCUCAGCAGCAGGCUCAGGCUGUGAAGACUGACAACAGCGUCCUUCGGCCAGAUGAUGAACAGUCAGACUCCCCCACUGACCUCAGUACUUACCUCGAGCCUGAAUGCAUCAUCGGCUCCACGGACAGAAAGGGAGAGCUCAUGUUCCUAGUCAAAUGGAAAAACUCAGAUGACGUUGCCCUGCUGCCGGCCCGUGAAGCAAGCGCCAGAUGUCCCCAGGUGGUCAUCGACUUCUACGAGCAGAAGCUGACCUGGCACUGCGGCGACGACGAGCAGUAAAAAAUGUGUGUGGGUUGUGUGCAGAGGAGAACUGAUAAACAGCUGUGCUCUCAUCUGAAGCUUAGUUUUAGCCUCCAUCAAAUGUCCUCCUUCAGCUGGCAUCAGAAGCACUCUGUGUGAAAUCACAUCCCCCUGCAGGUGGAGUUUCAGACUCUAGCAGGUGCGAGAUCCUCAGCGGUGAUGGAUUUUAAGUGCUCUCUGCCUCGUGGUGCUCAAAAAGGGUCACUGUGACUUUGAGGACACUGCGAUGGAGGCUCAAGCUAAACUUUGGGUAGAGGAGUUGAUUUGAGGUCAGACUAACCUGUUGCAGCUUUUUUUCCCCCUGUGUCAUCAUGUAGCGGACUCGAUCACUGUGGACGUGUUUUGGUUUGUUCUGAGUAAUUUAGUAUUUAUAGUUCUGUUUAGAUGCCAGUAUCUUACACUGGGACGGGCCUGUGAUUGUCUAGUGUGUGCUUUACAUCCUCCACAGCAGCACUAUAAUGGCAGAGCCGGCUAACUGCUGUCGAAGUCCAUACCUUCAGUCUAUGUAGCUUUUGAUUAGAGCUGAAGAUUGUAGCCCUGUUGUUGGAAUGCCUCUUGUUUGAACUUGUAUUGUGUGAGGUGUUUAUAGACACCUCAGCCUUUACUGUAUCUGUUUAUGACCCUUGUGGUUGAUGUUAAAUAUAUUUUAAAAAAAAAAUGUUGCCCAGCGGAAAUUCCCUCGAUUUCAAUCAGCUGCUGUAAAUCUGAUGUUUUCUCAUGUUUGUUGAAUUCGAAUGUUUCAAAAUGAUUUAAAUAUUUGGUGCUUUUAUCUAAAGGGAAACCCUGUAGAACUCUUCAAAAGAUCGUUACAAUUUCUUGAGUAAAAAUCUAAUGAAAUUUUCACAUGUUGAAACUAACUUUUGUGCACCAUAAACGCGUAAGGCGAUUGUUAAAUGUAGCACUUUAGAUAUGAGACUGUCCAGUCAUACAGGGCAUUCAUUGACUGUAAUUAUACAGUUCUGUGUACUUUAUAUACUUUAUACCUGUAUCCUGCUGGCAUUGUCCUGACUUGACAUAUCUCCCACGACUGCUGUGGGACACUCAGCUGAACCUUAAACCUCCUAAAACACAUCUGCUACUGAACUACUGUAACUGUUGACCAUGGAUCUGUGAAGUCUGUGAAUAAAUGAAACCUUUUGUGACA
Molecule: messenger RNA, 1978 nt
Organism: Archocentrus centrarchus (flier cichlid)
Lineage: Eukaryota; Metazoa; Chordata; Actinopteri; Cichliformes; Cichlidae
Gene: cbx3b
Product: chromobox homolog 3b
Exons: 5
Coding region: 226-813 (195 amino acids)
Cellular component (GO): nucleus
Source: RefSeq, a predicted model, not a curated record